UUUGCUGGGAUAUUUGUUUGAGACAGAUAGAGAGAGAGAGUGUGUGGAGUUUUAGUUCAGUGACUCGCAUCUCAACACUGAGCUUCUCUACGCUGCGGCAAAUGCCGGAAAAUUGGGCGGCUGUAAACCUAGAGCAGCUGAAAUCGUCGAGAAUGCAAGAUAUGCAUGGCAUCGGAGAAGAAAUCGGCGCCGGAGGGAGGUUUAUCGGCGCCGGAGAUAGGCGGAUGCGGCCGCACAACCACCAGGUCGUCAAGUGCCCUCGCUGCGACUCGCUCAACACCAAAUUCUGCUACUACAACAACUACAACCUCUCGCAGCCGCGCCACUUCUGCAAGAGCUGCCGCCGCUACUGGACCAAAGGCGGCGUCCUCCGCAACGUCCCCGUCGGCGGCGGCUCCCGCAAAACCAAGCGCUCCAAGCCUAAAACAAAUGCCUCCGCCGCCGCCGACGACGCAGAGGAAAAAUCCACCGCGCAGAGCUCCAGCAGCGAGAGCUCCAGCCUCACCACCUCCGCCGCCGCAGUCGCAACCGCAACCGCAACCGCUCCUCCUACGUCCUCCGCCGCGGCGGAACCGAUCCACACCACGCCGGAUUCCGCCGUGAUGUACAAUUUCGCCGACGCGAGCUUCUCCAACGUGAAUCCGAUCGCAAACCCUAGCCUCGAUCAGUCGGCGGAACAGAUCUUCGCGGCGGAGGUGGAGAGCUUCACGGGGAUGAUGACGUCACCGGAGGAAUUGAUGAUGGAGCUCGACAUCGCGACCGCGACGGCGCCGGCGGAAAAAGCGGAGGGGUUGAAGAUGGAGGAUAUUGGCAAUGAGGCGCUGGAUUGGGGGAGCAGCGGCGACGGCGGAGAUCAAGGGCUGUUUGAUCUAACGGCUGGCGUUGAUCCGGAUUACUGGAGUCAAUCCGACUGGACUGACAAUGACCAAUCCCUAAAUUAUCUUCCGUAGUAGAGUACUCCUCAGUACUAAUCCCCCAUCUCAUUAUUUAUCACUAAUUACUGUUAUUAUUAUGAUAUAAUUAUUAUUUUGUUUCACUACACUGAUAUUUCUUAAUAUCAAAUAUUGUUUUUUUUUCGUAGAAAAUUGUAAAGGUCAUUUUGGUGCUCCAAUUGUAAACUAUUUACAAAUAAAUUACGCUGGUUAAAUGCAGAUUGAUUAUAUAAAUGUCUUUUUUUAA
Molecule: messenger RNA, 1179 nt
Organism: Salvia hispanica
Lineage: Eukaryota; Viridiplantae; Streptophyta; Magnoliopsida; Lamiales; Lamiaceae
Product: dof zinc finger protein DOF5.4-like
Biological process (GO): regulation of DNA-templated transcription
Molecular function (GO): DNA-binding transcription factor activity; DNA binding
Source: RefSeq, a predicted model, not a curated record